This is a messenger RNA of Ruditapes philippinarum (Manila clam), 892 nucleotides long. RefSeq names its product liprin-beta-1-like. NCBI's taxonomy places the organism in Eukaryota, Metazoa, Mollusca, Bivalvia, Venerida, Veneridae. Bases 508 to 882 code for a protein of 124 amino acids. The record is from RefSeq and is a predicted model, not a curated record. The transcript has 2 exons.
GGUUUCCCCUUGAUAACUUUUCUUUCAAACGAUUGUGUUUAUAUUUGAGAAGUUAUCAUGUCAUGUCAAAGGACAGCUUAAAAUUAAUAAGAUUUUUCCAAGCAAUUGACUCAUACAUGUGAGUGGGUCAGUCUCCCUCUUUCUCCUGUCAAAUUUUUAAUUUUUUUCUUAGAAUAUGGGGUGUUUUUUUAAAAAAAAGAAAUCUCCCUCUUUGUCAUUUCAAAAUUUCUUACUAUGUCUAUUGUUAAUUAAAAAAUCUCCCUCUCUUGGAAGUAAAUUCUCCCUCUUGAACAUUGAAAAAAGUUCACAUAUAAUUAUGUUGACCCAUUACUGAUAAGAGAUUUGCUUAUUAGCAAAUAUUCUGGGAAUAUUACUGGUUUUUGUAUGUACAUUUUUGAAGGAUUUCAAUGAUUGUAUUUAUAUUUAACAUGUAAGUAUGUUAUGUAAAAAUUUUCACUAUUUUUUCAGGUGUUGAUAUUUUCGUAAUGUAAUUGUUGGCAAAAAAAAAUGAGCUCAAAUAACAACAACAACUCCUCCUACCUGGAGGUGAGCGGCCAGGAGGCAAGUGACAUCUUGGCGGCUGCUUUACAGCAGAUGGACGGAAUUAUUGCAGGCACAAAGUUUGACAGCAGUAGUGGUAGUAAUGGGUUUGGAUCUUUAACAUCAACUCCGGAGAACACUUUAAAACAUCGUAGUAACGUAACUGAGGCACGUAUCAUAAAACUUGUAGACGAUUUAAAAUUGGCAUUAGAACUGUGUGACAAUAAGCAACAGAUUAUACGCAAACUUCCUGACGAUGUUCUCACUGCUGUUGUUGCCUGGUUACAAAGUGGGAAAGAAGAGGCCAGCAAGGUAAGACCACUGUUUUUUGUCUUAUUUUAAGGAUUGGUAA